GAGAGAGAAACGGUGCGGAGCAUCAGGGGACCCCCAUUAUAGUGAUGCUCGUAUGCAUCUGAUAUUAUAGUGCAUUAUCAUUUCUCCGCGAUGGGAAUGUAUUUACGCUCUUUCCAGAUCCAUGUGCGCGCUCUUAAAUAAGAGUCGUGACCGCGUUUCCGGUUCCAACGGCUGGGAAUAAACUUUCCAUUUUUUUUUUUUUUUUGUUUUCUUUUCUUUUUUUUUUUUACUUGUAAGGACAGAGCAGAUCUGGUGUAUCACAGUCAGAUUUAAGUUGCAGAAAUGAGGGAAAGGUUCGCUUUCUAUCUUCUCAUCCUCGCGUUAACGCUGUUUUGGCACACGAGCUCAGUGUCUGCAGAUGCCACAACAGAUGCCUUCAAAAACAACAUUACCCUAUUCACUCGCAUCCUGGACCGCCUUUUGGAUGGCUACGAUAACCGACUGAGACCAGGACUGGGAGAUCGAGUCACCACAGUAAAGACAGACAUCUACGUCACCAGUUUUGGCCCUGUUUCAGACACCGAUAUGGAGUACACCAUUGACGUGUUCUUCAGGCAAAGCUGGAAAGAUGAACGACUGAAGUUUGAGGGACCAAUGAAUAUUCUGCGUUUGAACAACCUGAUGGCCAGUAAAAUCUGGACUCCAGACACAUUCUUUCACAAUGGGAAGAAAUCUGUUGCACACAACAUGACCAUGCCCAAUAAACUACUGCGUAUCCAAGACGACGGCACCCUACUCUACACCAUGAGAUUGACGGUGCAUGCUGAGUGUCCAAUGCAUCUCGAGGAUUUUCCCAUGGACUUCCAUUCCUGUCCGCUCAAAUUCGGCAGCUAUGCCUACACAACAACGGAAGUGACGUACACCUGGACAAAGAAUGCAUCUAACUCUGUGGUGGUAGAGGAGGAGAGCUCUAGACUCAACCAGUACGACCUUCUGGGACAAACUGUGGGCAACGAAACCAUCAGAUCCAGCACUGGUGAAUAUACGGUGAUGACGGCUCACUUCCACCUGAAAAGGAAGAUUGGUUAUUUUGUGAUUCAGACGUACCUCCCAUGCAUCAUGACUGUCAUCCUGUCCCAGGUGUCCUUCUGGCUGAACCGAGAGUCCGUUCCGGCCCGGACCGUGUUUGGCGUGACCACAGUACUGACUAUGACCACUCUGAGUAUCAGCGCCCGAAACUCCCUACCGAAAGUCGCCUAUGCCACUGCCAUGGACUGGUUCAUCGCCGUGUGUUAUGCCUUUGUCUUCUCCGCACUGAUCGAGUUUGCCACUGUCAACUAUUUCACCAAGCGUGGCUGGGCUUGGGACGGAAAGAGCGUAGUCAAUGACAAGAAAAAGGAGAAGGCCUCAGUCAUCAAGAAAAACAACGCAUACGCCGUUGCUGUGGCGAACUAUGCCCCCAACAUCACCAAGGACACCGUCCUCCCCACCAUCGCUAAGGGGAGCAUGGCCGAGCUAGGGAAGGCCAAAGUUGAUGGAAAACCAGCCGAGUCUAAGAAAACCUUCAACAGCGUGAGUAAAAUUGACCGCAUGUCCCGCAUCAUGUUUCCAGUCCUCUUUGGGACUUUCAACCUGGUUUACUGGGCGACGUACUUGAACAGAGAACCCGUGAUCAAAGACAUGGUGCCCUCGAAUUAGAGACCUUCCUGGGUUGCCAUGGGUUUCACAAAAGCAGGACAAAAGACUAGGCCAAAACCACCCAGGGACUCUGAAUACAUCACUCUCCAAUGCUUUUUCUCCAUCUGCUCCCAAACAGACGUGCCAUGGAUUGUUGCAAAAUGCCUUUCUGUCUUUAUCUGUCUCUGUCUCGCUCUCAUCUCUCUUUUCUACAGCUUUUUAAGCAGUGCUUUUGAAAUGACAUUUGCCUUUGUACAUAUGUACAUACUGAAAAAGAUGUGUUGCGUAAGUUCACAACGUUUGGUUUUGACGUGUUCUGCACCGUGAGAAUUUGUAGUCAGAGUUCUCCUGAAAUCUGACUUUGGACCACUCUCUGUGAUCUAGAUUAGCAAAUUAUAGUGAUUUAUUUAUUUAUCAAAAUGGUGUAAAUGUUACUAUUUUUGUGAUGGUGCUUGUUUUUGAGUAGCCUGUUAUUUUUAUUAGACCAAGCUCUUUUGUGGUUAUGGUCGAAUAUUUUGUUCUGGGCCCAUACACAAAAAAGACAUGAAAACAACUGUUUACACACAUUUAUGAAUCUUUUUUUUUUUUUUUUUCUUUUUGUGCUAUUAUUUUCUUAACUUGUAUUGAACCUAGAAUGUUCCUUUAACUGCAUUUUGGAUUAUAACAAAAUGUUAAAAUGGUUUUGGACCUGUUUGAUGUCAGUUUUGUUUUUUAAUACAUCCCUUUAUCUUUAAUGCAGCAGCAUAGUAUGAUAGGGUGAUGGGGGAAGCUCACACAACCUGAACUUUAAAGUCAAUAUGAAACAGCAUUCGCAACCCAGUUUAUUUCCGAAUAAAACAAGAUAUUCAACAAAUAUAUAUAUAUAUAUAUAUAUAUAUAUAUAUAUAAUUUUUAAGGACCAAUUUCCAAUGACCAGUGGUUAGAGGGGAGGGGUUAACAAAGAAGACAGCUUUGUGAUAGGGUUGCAAACUGUCCCAUAAUUGAUGGGACGUCCCAUAUUUUGGCCAAAAUUAAGACGACCUGAACGUCCCAUCCUGUAAAGAGGCAAAACGUUAGCCCCCCCACCCCAUUUGGACAGUGAAAUGCUCGAGAGUGUCCUUGAGGGCAAAACGUCCCAUAUUGAAGUGCUCAGAAUGCUUGAGCAAAAAGUUGACAACUCUACUUGAUGUCAGCUGAAAAAGCAAAGAUGUUUCAGAGGCGGAGCAAGUUUAUUUCAUUUUGAAAAAAAGAUUACAAACAUAUACUUUUUUUAAAUUGAAAUGACAUGCCAGGAACAUGUAAUUCAGAUAGUAAAUAUAGUAACAUUUUUAGUUUAUGUUGAAUUUGAUGUAACUACACCAGGUGCUGUGGUCUGAACCCUGGAAUCAUCCAUUUUGGCAUGGACAAAAAUUCUGUUUGACCAGCAAUUGCUAGCAUUUCACCUAUACAUUUUGCUUUGUCCAGUCAAGGUCAAAAAAUAUGUCAACACUGAAUCAAAAAAGUGUUGAGGUUCUCUAUGGGCAGAAGCCAAAUCAACAUUAAGAGUGUUUAAUUAAAAGGUUUUCGUACCUUCUAAAUACUUAAACUCACUUUUUAAGCCUGAUCUUAUGAAAAUUGCAUGCUGUGGCAACAUUUUUGAAAAAACGACAUUAUGUGGUUCAUUACAUGUCUUGCGGCAGUUCUGAGGUGAAAUGUCCACUGUGUGGCGCUAAAAGCAAAUUUGUUCUCCCAAACAGAAGACAUUUUUAAGGUUAAUUCUCUAUUGAGUUUUAAAUCAACAAAACCGACCUCCCUACCCUAAACCUUCAACCUAAACCUAACCAAAAGUGUCAUAAAAGCAAAUGUGAGAUAAAAAAUGCAAUUUCUGUAGAAACCAUAUAAUUUUGUUGUGCUUCUAUGACACUUUCAGCUCACGGGUCGACUUGCGUGCUCUUAAGGACUCGGACCCCAGUCCUUCACAUCACAAAUCAGUUCAGCUACCAUGCAAUUUGAUCACCUUCUAACAAGCUUGUAGUUGGUUAUGUAAUGCAAACGUUAAUUGUAUUAAUUGUAAAUGUUAAAAGUCAUGUGCUAUACUAAAAGUGUUUAGAUGUCAUAAAAUAGCAUUGUGUGAGGAACAGAGUGAAAAGUGUUUUAUGAUCUGAUAAUAUGCCACUUUACUCGUGAUGAGUGUAAAAGUGAUUAAAAGUCGUUGUUGUAGCGCCUCUGGUGUUCACCAGGAAACUGAUGCUAUAUGUUCAAUGAGCCAUUAUUAAAAAUGUAGGUAUAGUAAUGUGAUUAUUUGAGGCCAGGUUGCAAUUUUCUAUGCAUUGCUUUAAUCCAUUAUAAUACAAUAAAUCCACUAAAUGUAACAGCUCAGGUUGAAUAGAGCUUUCCUCACACGCCUCCUACAAAUGUAAAGUGUGUAAUUUUUUCAAAGAUAAAAUACUUCUGUCAUCCGUAGGUUGAGUCUAGAGAUACAUACAUUUACACACUUCACCUUUCAAACUGGAACUGAGGAUAUGAGUGAACACAUUAAAAAACACUUAAAAUACAACCAUAAUAUUUGCUGAUUUCAUGUUCAGUAAUUUCCUCAUUGUGCCACUGUGCUUUCCUUGUACUGGAAACCUAUUGCUGACGAUGAUAUUUGGACCAAAAGACCGACAAGUGCUUCAACUACUGCAUGUUUACAACAAUUGUUUACCCUCCAAAAUGAAACGAAAUAUUUUUGCUCUUAAAAUUUAUCGUGUUCCUUAUAAAAGAUCAUGCAGUAAUGUUGUAAAAAUGUCAUUGACUCUGAAUUCCACAAAUUCUGAAUGCCUGUCACAGAGUGAACAACAUAUUAUAUAGAUAUUGUUGAUGUACACUUGUGUAUGAUUUAACAUGAGCCUGUUUUAUGUUGUCUGUUUGUACAGUUUUAUAGACACACACACACACACGUCAAAAUAAGCAUUGUGUUUUUUUUUUCUUUUUUUUUUCUUUUAUCAAGCAAACCUUGGUUUCAAAGUAAAAAUUAUUUUUGAAGGAAAUAUGUAUGUUAAUUUAAGCAUGCUGUGGCCUCUUCUUCGCUCUAUAGUACAUGAUCAAAUAAUUCUGGAAUGGUGUACAUUGUUGUUACUAUUAUUUAGUACUAUUUAUUACUGUUAAUUUUGCUCAUUAUAAUAUAAACAUAUACUUUUCUAAUUUUCAAAGUGUCAAUAUGUUUCAUAAUAUUGUUUUUCAGACGAAAUGUAUUUAAUUAUUUAUUGAGAUAUAUACUUAUAUAAUAAUUUAUUAUCUUCUUAAUUUUUUAUAUGUAUUUGACAUGCUUUCAUCAUAUUAAAACAAUUUUCUGUGUGGUAUAAUAUCGUUUCAAGCUCUGCUUUACUUUUUCAUGUUGCUUUGAUUGUACUGAAAGAUGGUUGCAUCUUUGUUAUGCAUAAAAUGUUUGAGCAAUAAAAAAGAGGUGAUAUUUCAAGUUCCUGGCAUGGAAACAAGCUUUCCACACUCAGAAUGUAACUACAUCUCAUAUGCCUGCAGAAAGACAGUGUAAAUACAUCCCGUAGGGAAUGUUCAUAUUCUCAGUUGGUGGGAUGUUCCGAAAAGAAUGUUUAAAUUUUACAGGGGGUUUUUUUGUUUCAUUUUUGGGUGUUACAACUGAACUGUCAAUCAACAUUUAACGAUAAUUGCAUUAUGAUUUAAUUGAAUACAUGAGGAAGAAUCAUAAAAUGUAUAUCUUUGCAAACAAAUCAUCAAGACCAGAUACGUUCUCCACUAAUCUCGGUUACACUUCUAUAUCAUGAGUUGAAUAUGUUGUUUCCUAAUGUGUGUGUGAAUUUGGGCACAUAGAACAAGCAAACUGCUUUGGUCCAUCAAAUGAAGGAACUCUUUAUCUAAAUAUUGGUAAUCUCUCUUUCAAACGUCAUUCUACUUUCUCUUUCAACAGCUUCUUGUUAAAUAAAUGA
Molecule: messenger RNA, 5519 nt
Organism: Myxocyprinus asiaticus (Chinese sucker)
Lineage: Eukaryota; Metazoa; Chordata; Actinopteri; Cypriniformes; Catostomidae
Product: gamma-aminobutyric acid receptor subunit alpha-2
Exons: 10
Coding region: 283-1638 (451 amino acids)
Biological process (GO): nervous system process; gamma-aminobutyric acid signaling pathway; monoatomic ion transmembrane transport
Cellular component (GO): postsynapse; neuron projection; dendrite membrane
Molecular function (GO): benzodiazepine receptor activity; GABA-gated chloride ion channel activity; GABA-A receptor activity
Source: RefSeq, a predicted model, not a curated record